Molecule: messenger RNA, 4573 nt
Organism: Brassica rapa (field mustard)
Lineage: Eukaryota; Viridiplantae; Streptophyta; Magnoliopsida; Brassicales; Brassicaceae
Biological process (GO): DNA integration
Molecular function (GO): nucleic acid binding; zinc ion binding
Source: RefSeq, a predicted model, not a curated record
CAAGCUAGUCAUCUAGGAGUAUCAAGGAGCCAUUCCGCAACUCUUUGUGUCACCAAACGAUCCAUCACCUUGAUAAACUUGAGUCUCUGAUUCGUUUAUACAAGGAUCUAUCCAAUUCAAUCCAAAGAAGCAUCCUAGGAGUUCAUUAAGUGGUAUCAGAGCUGCUUUGGAUUGGGAAGUUUUCGAUUUCUCUUCUGUUUCAAAUAAACUUUUCAACUUCUUUGAUUACCAUUGAUAGAUCUGCGAUCUGUUGUUGUUUCUCGUAUCAUCUGAGUAGCAUAUCACCUGAUUGCUAAUCGUCUGUGUUGAAUCCUAUUAGAUCUAAGUGUUCUUAUCAUAUUUUGAAUCAAACUCAUCCGAUCCGUGUGAAGGAAGUAAUCGAAUCGCUUGAUCUGUCGAAUCACUUGCUGAAUAACUUGAUUUGUGUUGUUUCUGUGAUAGAUCUGUUCUUAUUUGUCUUGAAUCUGAUCUGCAUAAAUCCAAAAUUGAUAGAUCUAAUCUUAGUCUUGUCGAUUUGAAUUCUCUAAUCCGUGAUCUGCAAGUUUUCUAUCUUUUGAAUCUUUUGAAAGUUGUUUCCGCGUCGACUAAUUGUUCUGAUUUGAUUCUUGUGAACAUCUUACUUGUUUGAGUGUUUUCUGAAUCAGGUACCAUGGUGAGAGAGUCGGAAGAUGAAGCAGAACUCGUGAGACAGAACAAGUUAUUGAGAGAUCAGAUGACUGAGCAAUUAAACCAAACGAUGAUCACUACCGUUGCUGAUAUGAUCAAGAGCAGUAUGAAGGAACUUCGCGAUGAAAUAAGGCAAGAGAUAAGGCAAGCUACGGGCCAAGGUCAUAGCAAUGAGUCUAGACGAGAAAGACGUGAUGAAACCCCGAGAGAGCAUGCUGAAUCACAAGAAACAGACCACUACUAUGAGCGUAACCGAGCCACGCACAGCAGUUCCUCUUCUAGAGAUAGUAGAAGGAGACAUAGAAGAGAUCAUGAUGAAAGGAGAACUUACAGAGAUGAUCUUGCUGGUUUAAAGCUGAAGAUACCUCCUUUCCAUGGCAAACACUACACCAAUGCCCAAAGGAUUCAGAUAGCAGCAACUGAGUUCCAUGACUAUGCGCUGAGUUGGUGGGACCAGCUUGUGACUACCAGGAGACUUAACCAAGAGUAUCCCGUUGAAACAUGGCACGAGAUGAAGGCUCUCAUGCGUAAAAGAUUUGUGCCAAAUCACUAUCAUCGCGACUUGCACCAGAAGUUAAGAAGACUCACCCAAGGAUCUCGAUCUGUUGAAGAAUACUAUCAAGACAUGGAGCUGUUGAUGCUGAGAGCUCGUGUUUCUGAAGAUAAAGAAGCUACUAUGGCUAGGUUCUUAGGAGGUCUCAACCGAGAGAUACAAGAUAAUGUUGAGAUGCAGCACUAUGUGGAGAUAGAAGAGAUGCUUCACAAAGCUAUACUAGUUGAGCAACAAGUUAAGAGGAAGGGCCAUUCUCAUUCUCGUUACAACACCAGACUUCAGGGAACUAAAGAAGAAAAGUCUAGCUAUCAAAAGGAAAGCAAACCGCAACUGAAAGAAGACUCAAAGCCAAAUUCCUUUUACAGCAAGGAUAAAGGAAAGGCCGAGGUUUCAAGUGCAAGAGCUAGAGAUGUUAAGUGCUUUAAGUGUCAGGGUAGAGGCCAUUAUGCAAAUGAGUGCACCAAUAAAAGAAUCAUGAUUCUUCUUGAGAAUGGAGAGUAUGAAUCUGAGGAUGAGCUUUCAGAGUCUGAGUGUAAGGCGCUUAUUGAAGAAGAAUAUGAAGAAGAACCCGUGAAAGGAAGGUUAUUGGUGGCUAGAAGAACUUUGAGUUUGCAAAGUAAAGCUGAAGAGCAAGAACAGAGAGAGAAUCUAUUCUACACUCGGUGCCUUGUGCAAGGAAAGGUCUGUAGUCUUAUCAUUGAUGGAGGAAGUUGUGUGAAUGUAGCUAGUGAAACUAUGGUAAAGAAGCUUGGCCUCCAAGUACAGAAACAUCCAAAGCCCUACCGGCUUCAAUGGUUGAAUGAAGAAGGAGAAAUGAGGGUUUCUAGUCAGGUUUCGGUUCCCAUUGCAAUUGGAAGGUAUGAGGAUGAGGUUCUCUGUGAUGUAUUGCCUAUGGAAGCUGGACAUAUCCUUCUUGGUCGGCCAUGGCAAUCAGAUAGACGAGAAUUUGAAGAUGUAUUUCCUGAAGAUAAUCCAAUUGGUCUUCCACCUCUUAGAGGGAUUGAGCAUCAGAUUGAUUUUGUUCCUGGUUCUACACUUCCAAAUAGGCCAGCUUAUAGGACUAAUCCCGUGGAGACUAAAGAACUGCAAAAACAAGUUGAGGAGUUGAUGGCAAAGGGGCAUAUCCGUGAGAGCAUGAGCCCAUGUGCAGUACCAGUGCUUCUUGUGCCUAAGAAAGAUGGAAGCUGGCGCUUUGUUGUGAGUGCAGAUGGAGUAAAGGUAGAUCAAGAGAAGGUGAAAGCAAUACAAGAGUGGCCGAUUCCUAAAACCAUCAGUGAAGUGCGAAGCUUCCAUGGAUUAGCUGGCUUCUACCGACGGUUUGUAAAAGAUUUUAGCACCAUAGCCGCUCCAUUGACUGAGGUGAUCAAGAAAGAAGUUGGAUUCAAAUGGGGAGAAGCACAAGAACUUGCCUUUCAAUGCCUAAAAGAGAAGCUUACUAAUGCCCCUCUUCUUAUACUUCCUGAUUUCAAUAAAACUUUUGAAAUUGAAUGUGAUGCUUCAGGAAUUGGAAUUGGUGCUGUUCUUAUGCAGGAGAAGAGACCCAUAGCAUAUUUCAGUGAGAAACUAGGAGGAGCGACUCUCAACUAUGCUACUUAUGACAAGGAACUCUACGCUUUGGUGAGGGCUUUGCAGACAUGGCAGCAUUACCUAUGGCCCAAGGAGUUUGUCAUUCACACUGAUCAUGAGUCUCUCAAGUACCUUAAAAGCCAAAACAAACUCAGCAAGAGACACGCAAGGUGGGUUGAGUUCAUUGAGACAUUUCCUUAUGUCAUCAAGUAUAAACAAGGUAAGGAAAACAUAGUUGCUGAUGCACUAUCCAGAAGGUAUGAUGGAUUUCUUUUCUAUGAUAAUAGACUUUGUGUGCCUAAUUGUUCUUUGAGAGAUUUAUUUGUUAGGGAAUCUCAUGGAGGAAGCCUCAUGGGACAUUUUGGUGUCGCAAAAACUCUCAAGACCUUGCAGGAUCACUUCUACUGGCCGCGGAUGAAAAGAGAUGUGGAAAGACUCUGUGAAAGGUGUGCAACUUGUAAACAAGCUAAGUCCAAAGUCCAAAACCAUGGUUUGUACACGCCUUUACCCAUCCCUUAUCAUCCUUGGAAUGAUAUCUCUAUGGACUUCAUUGUUGGAUUGCCUAGAACUCGUACUGGUAAAGAUUCAAUCUUUGUGGUAGUUGAUAGAUUUUCUAAGAUGGCACACUUCAUUGCUUGUCAUAAAACUGAUGAUGCAUUGCAUGUAGCUAACUUGUUCUUUAAGGAGAUUGUGCGUUUACAUGGCAUGCCUAAGACUAUUGUAUCUGAUAGAGAUACUAAGUUCCUAAGCUACUUUUGGAAAACUCUCUGGUCUAAACUAGGCACUAAGCUAUUAUUUUCUACUACUUGUCACCCACAAACUGAUGGUCAGACUGAAGUAGUUAAUAGAACUCUUGGUACACUCUUGCGUGCAAUUAUAAAGAAGAACUUGAAAUCAUGGGAAGAUUGUUUGCCUCAUUGUGAAUUUGCAUAUAAUCAUGCUGUGCAUUCUGCUACUAAGUUUUCUCCAUUUGAAAUUGUUUAUGGGUUCAAUCCCAUCUCUCCUUUGGAUCUAAUACCUUUACCUGAGUUCUGGAUUCACCUAAGGAAAGAAAGAUUUCCUAAUGAGAGGAAAUCCAAGCUCAUGCCAAGGAUUGAUGGACCAUUUGAGAUCAUAAAGAAAAUCGGCAACAAUGCUUACAAGCUGGAUCUCCAAGGAAGGUAUGAUGUGAGCAAUAGUUUUAAUAUCACUGACUUGGUUCCUUAUUUUGCAGAUGAGCCAGAUUUGAGGACAAAUCCUUUUCAAGAGGGAGGGGAUGAUAUGAUCAUGGACCGGCACAAGGAUGGAGAUAAAGAGUUCAAAGACCAAUCAAGGGAAGAAGAUGAUGCCUUAGUCAUUCCACCAGGUCCCAUCACUCGCGCCAAAGCUAGAAGACUCAAAGAAGCUGUUGGAAGUGUCCUGGAGAGCGCAGUACUGGAUGGAUUACUAGCCGGGGUAUCUCGACAAGGUGGUGUUGAAUUACCAAAUAUGCUGCGAAAUAUGCUGCAUCAAUUCACCCAGAACCCACAGAUCAUGAACACAGUCCAACAAAUUGCUCAACAGGUGGAUGGUCAAGAGAUAGAGAAUAUGAUGCAGGCGAAACGCAAGGUCUCACGUGCUUUUAGCCAAGGAUGGUCAUCUGAAGCCCCAAUACACCAGCCUGAUGAUUAUCAACCCUUACAGGCAAACGUUCAACCCAUGGUGAACAUGAUUGAGCACUGUGAUCCACUAGAAGAUAUCUUCCAUGCAAUGGUCGAAAAUGCUGCGAUGAGUCAUGAAGACCUUGCGGACGAUCUCUGCGGUGAUUAA